GAACGCGCGCAUUCAGAACCGUUGCGAGAGUGUUUAAGAAGUUUUUGAACCCAAAAACAGCAGUUAAAUGGCUAAAGUGAAAUCUCCAUCGAAAAUGGCGAUAGUGCAAGUAUUAGUGAAGCGAAUGUAAGGCGUGAGUAAAGGGCGAAAGCAUAAGCCAGAAGUGAGAAGCCGGCAACCGAAGGACUACGCCAGGAGCAUACGAAUGCCAGCGGCCAUGGCGCAACUUGUCAUAAGCGGCUCUGGCGGCUUACAAGCAAAAUAACCAGCCAGACAAAAGGACACCAGCAAGUGACGUUAAGGCAGGCAGCAACCUCAGCAGGAUACAGAAGUCGCGAGCAGCAGCAGCAGCAGCCACACCGAAAUGGAGCAGGAUACUGCAGCAGGUCCUGCCAAGAAGAGCGGCACCACCUUGUCCGUGGACCGGGCCGCCUUCCUCCUGCUGCGCGUCAGGAAAGUGUUCAAGAAGAAGCGACAGCAGCGCAAGGACCGACAAGCUCAGCAGAAUGCAGCCGCCGCAGCGGGUGGUGCGGCUGGAGGUGGCGUGGGUGGUGCAGGCGGUGGCUCAGGGUCACAAUCGCGACCGGGCAGCCGCAAGCUGCCGCCCCCAUUGUUACGCUCGCGCACACUGCCCGCCAUUAUUGUGCCAGGACUUCCGGUCGUCUCGCUGCACACGGAUAAGCAAACAUUUCAAUUGGACGAGCGUUUGCUGGGCAGCAAAAGCCGCAGUGGCAGCGCCAGCGGUCAUCGUUGGUCGCUCCUCACACGUACCAGCAACAGCAACAGCAAUAGCAGCACCAGCAACAACAAUCCCGCCAGCAGCAGCAACAUCAACAACAACAACUCCCAUUUGACCAACAACAACAAUACGCUGUUGGUGAAAUCAUUGAAUUUGCCCAAAGACGAUAGCAAUUUGGUCUACCGGCGAAAGUCCUCGGGCAGUACGCCCCAUCAGCAUCAGAAUUCGCACCACCACCACCAUCACCACCAGCAGCAAUUGCAUCAGCAGCAGCAGCAACAUGCUCACCUGCAACAUCUGCAGCACCUGGGGGAUGCCUCUCUGUUCCACGUCUCCGAUGAUUUCGAGUGCCACGCGGACGGAUCGCUGCUGCUCAGAAUUCCAGCCCCGCAUGUGGUAGCAGCGCGAGCCUAUCGACUGGCGGCCCGAAAGCGGGCCUCAGCCUCCUCGGGGGUCUCAACGCCGAUGUCCCGGGAGCACACCCUGCACGAGAUGCCCCUGGCGGAGACAGCCAGCUCGGGAUCCGGGUCCGGCUCUGGAUCGAGCACGACCCUCACACGGCUGGCCAAAUUGCUGAAUCAAUCAAGCGCCCUGGCAAGCAGGUCCAAUUUGCAGCCACCGCCGUCGGGUGACAAUGCGGUCCAGAGUCUGGGACGUGGCCUGGGAUUGGGUCUCGGCGAGGAGGCGCCACGUCGUCUGUCGUGGGAGAGGCGCAAGGACAGCAGUGCUCUUCAGCGCUCGGCCAGCAUCGACUCCUUUGCCGAGAUUGUGUUUAGCGAUUCGCCACGCCCCUCGCUGGCCGUCACAGCGCCAGGAGCCUCCUACGGAUGCGUUGGAGGAGCCCCCUCACCGUUCAGUAAACGUCCCUCGGCCAGCAGCCUGUACUCCACCUCCACGUCCAGCUCCUUUGGGUCGCAGGUACAGGCCCAGCUGAAUGUCAAUUACAGUGACUCGGCAGCCGGAUCCGGAUCAGCGAGUGGAAGUGGACCGGGCACCGGUGGCAAUGGAGGCAGUAGUGCCGGCAGCAGCCGGCGCGAAAGCAUGCUCAGCCCGUCUUCCACACGCCGCUCCAAGCUGACCAGAAUCAUAAACGACAACAUAUUGCCGCAAGAUAAACGUGACAGUGACAUCGAUAGUGUCAGGCUGCGGGAAAAGGUGGCCAAUCCGAGUGCCGACAAUAACAACCAGGACAACUACCCCGCCUACUAUCCGGCUCCAUUGCUGUCCACCAGUCGCUGGUCGGAGCAGCUGACGCAGCAUGCAACGGUAGCCAAGAUACGCACAGCCAUCUCCUGUCACUCCCAGGAUCUCAAGGAAAUGGAAUUCCUUCUGCCCCACUCGCGAUCCGAUGCGCAGUCCAAUUCCCAAUCCCAGUUGUGCAUUUCGAGGCACUCGCAGCCCAAGAAUGCCAAGUUGCGGGAUGAUCACGACGAGACGGGCUCCUCUGAGCUGGAGUCACCACCUCUGGGCGAUGAGAAUGCCUCGGCGAAUGGACAACUUUCGGUGCACAGGCAGCCGGUACAGCUGCGCAGUAAAAUCCCGGGAAAUACCCCACAUCCGCGGGCCAGCAAAAUGUCCAAGAAACAGCUUAAGUUGGCCCAAGCCCAGCUGGACAAGCUGACGCAGAGCAAUCUGCACUUGCAUGCUCUGUUCUCGGCAGUGGAGCAUGGCCAUCUGGAGAAGGCGCGCACUAUUCUCGAGUCAACCGACGUGGAUGUAAAUAGCAUCAACAACGAUGGUCUUUCUGCACUGGACUUGGCCGUUCUAAGCAAUAAUCGCUCCAUGACCAGGAUGCUGCUCCAGCAUGGCGCUAUGGAGGGCUCUCAAUUUUCCGUGGACACCAUUGGCACCAAGCUGAAUGGCUUGCUCAAGGACGCCGAGUCCCGGAUUCACGAUCUGAGCGGGCCGGAGGGUCUGUGCCCGCCCAUGUUCGCAUCGCGUCCCUCCAUCUCCAGCAUCAUAAUUGGCAAUUCGAGCGCCUCGGUGACCGGAUGCACGGGCAGCGAGGUGGAGAAACAGAUCGGCAUCUGGGAGCGACGAGUGAAGGGACUGCGCCGCUUGCAGCUCGGCUGGGAUCAGGCCCGGCCACCAGAUGCACCCGCCUCCGUGGUCGUUGACGUCACCGGCGACAAUUCCAUCAGCGUCCAAAUCCUAGAGCCCUUCGAGGGGGCCAUCGGCACGAAAUUCAAAGUUCAAUGGUCAACCCGCGCGGAUUUCAACAAUAUUGUGGGCGAGAGUGAGUUGCUGGAAUGGAUCAGCUUCCAUGGCACGAUGGGCGCCCAGUGCCACAUAUCGAGGCUCACCCAGGGUCGUCGCUAUUUCUUGCGAGCCGCCUGCGGCAAUGUCAAGGGCUGGGGUGCCUUUAGGACCUCGGUGCCAGCCAGUGUAGUGCCCUCAACUUGGCGGGAUUUGGACAAUCGGGAGGAUCGAUUUGUGGGUCGCCACCGCAUCCUAGACAAUCUGUUUACCGCCGUGCGGCUGGCCAGACCCGCCGAUGUCUCCGAGCUGACCUUGGAUCCAGCGAGCGCCCAACGGCGCAAUCCCAAAAAGAAGACCACCAUCAAGCAGCUUUUCUCGGUUACCUCCAAGUUCCAAAAAACUUUAAGACGCGGCAUAUACUUCUCUUGCAUUAUUCACUGCGAUGACAAGGUGCUGGUCACCAGCGAGGACUUUCCGCCGGUCAUCGAGGUGGACGAAUCCUAUCCCAGUGCCCUGCACAUGGACUACUACUGGCUGAUGAAGGUGGCCUGCACCUGGGAGGAUGUGAAGUCUCUGCGCUCCGAUAUGGAGCGCAAUCUCACCUCCGCCGUUCACUUCCGCACCAAGCUCCUGUCGGCCGUCUGCCAAAUGCAAUCGGCAUUGGGCAUCACGGAUUUGGGUCAGCUGUACUAUAAACCGCUGAGAGAUGCCCAAGGCACUGUGGUGCUGACCUGCGUGCAGUCCGUGAAGAGCCAGAAGACCGUGUCCAUUCUGAAUUCACGAUGGCUACCGGUCAGCAAGCUGCAGAAGAAGCUGGGUGCUCUGCACGACGAUUACACAAUCAACGAGCUGCUCAUCUCUUCGAUUGGAGAUCAAUUGCACUACCAGCAGGCGGCGCUGCAGCGUUUGGAGCCGGGCCUCUACCUGGGCUACCUGAAGAUGCAGUGCUCCAUGGACCAAAUCCAGGUGGUGGUGCCGGUGAAAACGCCGAAUGUCCUGCCCCACUGCAAGGUGCGCGAGAACAGUCACAUCACGGCCGAGGAGUGGCAGGUGCUCCACCGCUGCACCAGCGAUCCGCUUCGCCUCCCGCUGGACUUCAGCUCGCAGGGAGGGGAGUCAGCUUCCGGCGGAGCAGCGACCACGGAGGUUCAGCGUCUAUUUCUGUACGAUCUCACCAAUGCAAUGCACAAGCUGUUUGCCAGUAUGAACAUCAAGGUGGCCGAUGCAACCACCCACCGCCUGUACGACGUGGAGGUGAUUGAGCACAGUCCGGACAUCAGUUUCCUAGUGGUCUGUCCAUCCGCUGAGGCCUCGUGUGCCGUGCCCGGCCAGUCGGAGUUGCUGCUCCAGAGGGACGAUUUGGCCUGCUUGAGUAUCCAGGCCUUUGAGAUGAUCCACCUGCGUACGUAUCAGCCGGCCAUUAUUCAGAAGUAUGCCCGCCUAUCCUGCAUCCUUGAACUGGACACUGCCCUGGCCACACACUCACUGCGCGAGGCCUUCUCCAGCAGCGAACUGCAGGCCGCCAAGGAGCGUUUGGCCACGUUGCAGGAGCUUAGUGCGAGCUUGACAAUCGUGUGGAAGAGUGUGCGCUGGUUAAUGGACGUGGUGGCAUAUGCAAGAAACAAGAACGCACAGCCCUCGCUGACGAUGCGCGAAAUCCUGGACUUUGCCCAGCAGCGACAGGAUGAAUCGGUGACAACGUCGUCGGCGGCGUGCUCAACCAGCAAACAGCUGCUCCAGCUGCCCAUCCGCGAGAGCAAGUCCUCCAAGACGGGCCAGGGAAGAGGCAGUUGGCCUGGGCCAGGAACCAGCGAAGAUCCAGCGCAGGGAAAGUCGGAGCAUUCGAAGUCGGAGCAGAAUCUAGAAUUGAGGGCUAUUACGCCGGUAGAGCCUGCAGUCAAACAUGUUCCCACACAGCAGCAGUCCCAGCAGCAUAUGCAACAGCAGCAACUUUUACAAGUUUCCACGACCAGCGAAUAUGCCGGCUCCAUUUGCUCGGAAGUAUCCUUUAGGAAGAACAGUGGCGACUCCGUGAGCUCCACCUACACGUCGCGCAGUUUCUAUUCCGCCGUAGACUCAGCCUCGGAUGGGAACAGCACGAACAGUGUGUUUGCCAUGCCGCCCUCGCGUUCCGAUGACACUCUGGCGGAUGCACUGCGUCACUCGCAGGCGGUGGCCGCCCAACGCAAGCGAACCAGCUCCAACAUCGGAUCCCAUACCAAUCCGCUGAUCACGGUGCAUGGCUCCAGUUCGGCUCCGUAUCUGGCGGGGUCCAGUGCUUCUUUGAGGAGCGGCGGCCACGGCGCCUUCGCCACGGAUCUGGAACACAAACCGCUGAAGCCGGCGGCAAAAGCAGUCUCUAGCGUUAACCUACGCGAAGGUGGACCUUAUUUGAAGAGCACCCUAGCUGAGCUACGAGCGGUGGGUGGCGAGGAGCCGGUGGCCAGUACCUCGAAGGCUUCCUCGAUGAAGAGCUUGUCGCGGCAGAGCAGCGAGGAGGACACCGCCAGCUGCUCCAGUCUCAAUGCCGAACCAUCGCCGGGUAUUAUUCAAGUGUAUACCGCGUACAACACGGGACUGGCCAGUGGAACCAGCCUGAAGCUGCAUGUGACAUCCAAGACGACCGCCCGCGAAGUGGUCAACCUGGUGGUGAAGCAACUCAACAUGGCCGUGGUGCUCAAGGGAAACAAUGGGCCCGUCUACGGACCCGAAGUGCUGGAGAACUUCUGCCUGGUGGCUGUGAUCGGAGCACGGGAACGUUGUCUGCGGGAUGACUUUAAGCCACUGCAGCUGCAGAAUCCCUGGAAGAAGGGGCGUCUGUAUGUGCGCAAAAAGCACGAGCUCCUGGCGGCCAUCGAGCACUCUAACCGCAAAUCGCAUUUGAUCUGAACCAUCUGACCCAAAUCGCACAGGAAAUGGAGAAUCAUCGAAGAAGUGAAGCACUUGAUAUAAUAAUAGUCCGGACGGCAAAGAGAUCUCUAGAGAUUUAAAAACUUAAGAUGCCUGAAAGUAGGCAAAUCCUUUGUUCAUACACAUUCAAUUUGGUUUUUGGAAUCCUCAGAGAUUUAUCGGACUUCUUCCGUUCCACACGUUGUACAUUUUGUUGUGUUUCGGUUUUUGGGAUCCCCAAUCACAAUACCCAAUCACUCCCACCCCUCUUCAGGGCAAUGAUCAAUUGACCAAUUCCCGAAUUAGACUGAAUUACUUAUGUAUGCUGCAAAGGCAAACUGAUGAAAUUGUAUUUAAAAUGGUAUUAUACUUUGAGUAGUUAUACAUUCAACAUUACCCAAACAAACGCAAACACACACACGAAACGGACUAAGCAAAAACAGAUUGUUGUUAGUUGUUCUAAAGUAAAGAAGGUUACGACCAUACAUAAGUAGUAUGUAUGCUAUAGAAAUAUUAUGCGUGCAUCAAUGUAUUUUAUUGUAUGUAUUUUGUAGUUUAGUAAACAAAUAUUUUGAUUGUAUUUUUGUGGCAUUUUUAGGGGCACAUUUUUUGAUCUAAAUGUUAAAUCGGUAAAUACGGAACACAAAACCAAACCAAAACCAAAUCGAUGUCAAAACUUAAAGAGCAGAUAACAAUAUGCAUUUUAAGAGUCAAUCUUGAUGUCUUUGAUGUGUGUGUGUGUUCUUGAAAAUUGCAAUUCCUUUGGAUUAAACAUAAUUAAUUUAGCUGUAAUCAAUUGCUUAGUAUGUAAACAAAAUCACCGCAACAAAAAUGAUAAAAAAAAAACGGAGAAUAUUUUUUAAAAAUAUAUUGGCACAACUGCAUGUUGAAAAAAAAGCAACGGGCAACUGCAAAGUAAAGUUAAAAUGUUUGUAUUUAUAAAAUGUAGCAGUGUGAAUUUGAUGUCCGAAACCUAUCCACUCCACUCAGCAAUUGGCUCGACGAGCUUCAUACCUACUUGAUAAUCCUAUGCCCCAUUUCCCCAAUCUACUCAACUGUUGGCCCACUUAGAACCCACAUUAUUAACGUGGCUAUCUCAAUGUGCAAAGCCGUAUGUGUCUAUAAAUAACUAUUCAUUCUACUCUAUACUCUUUCAAUAGGAAAUACCAUAAGUAAAUUAGAGGAAAAUCUUCAGACACACUUGUUUGUUGUGGACCGGUAGACAAAGAAAAAAAGACAAAGUUUCAUUGUCAAGCUCAUGUCCCAAAAUAUAAUAUUUUGUUUCCAUUGGACGACAAGUCGAAUUUAGAUUGGAGUCGCAGGUCGUGAAAAGUAUACAUUUUGAAUCUUAUGAGAAACUAGACGAGAACACUUACUUUAAAGAAUGUGCAACACAGAGUCCAUAACAGAGAUAUCGAACUAUUUAAGAUGUCUACGACCAACAAACGAUUUUUGUACGUUUUCUCUUGUUUUUGAGAUGUCGAAUGUGACGAUUUUGAUACAUUUUUACUAUAUGGUUUACCAGUCCUAGGGCUCGAAGAACAGCAACGAACGUAGCUAUAUAUUUUGACCCCAGAUAUUACAUCCCCCUCAUGCGUUCACAGCCCGGUUUCAGAUUUGUAUCAGCGCCACCUAAUUGCCUCGAUAUUCGAAUGGUCCGCAGAUCAGAAUGGUCGAACGAACAACGAACGUAGUUGUAAACAAGUUCCAAACUGAGUAGAGUGGCCAGUUUCAGUUUGUUAAUUCGGAAUGCCAAUUAAACGAUUUCAAUUGUCAGACACAGUGUCCGUCCCCAGCAGAAGAGCGUUUGGUUUUGUUUGGAGUGGAGGCGAAAUUAUACAGAGUAUUAUUUCGAAUUGCGAUCCAGUGAAAUUAGUUUUUACGAUGCAAUCUAAUUGUAGCUAUAGCUAAUUGUUAAUGGCCUACAAAGAGCGAAAUGAAAAUGUAACCAAAAGCAUUGAACGAUAAUUGUUGUAGUCUUUCCGCAUAUGAACAUGAAAAACACAUCAACGCAGACAAUUCCUGUAAUUAGAUUAUAAAGAAGAUGAAACUUAUCAAGUGUAACUAAGCCCAAUGUCAGUACAUUCAUUAUCGACUACCUGUGUACAUGUUUAGUGUGUUAAUGGGCCUAAAAAUAUACACUAAUAAUACACUCCAAAUGUGGAGCUAAAAAGAGGACAACUAGCGUUGGUAAGGAUUCAAAGAAUAUUCAAUUAACUUAAUAAAGACUCAACAAUUGUUAUGGUGUAA
Molecule: messenger RNA, 8077 nt
Organism: Drosophila elegans
Lineage: Eukaryota; Metazoa; Arthropoda; Insecta; Diptera; Drosophilidae
Gene: wake
Product: ankyrin repeat and fibronectin type-III domain-containing protein 1
Exons: 14
Coding region: 365-5827 (1820 amino acids)
Biological process (GO): regulation of establishment of bipolar cell polarity; establishment of mitotic spindle orientation; signal transduction
Cellular component (GO): spindle
Molecular function (GO): protein binding
Source: RefSeq, a predicted model, not a curated record